Molecule: messenger RNA, 7513 nt
Organism: Frankliniella occidentalis (western flower thrips)
Lineage: Eukaryota; Metazoa; Arthropoda; Insecta; Thysanoptera; Thripidae
Gene: ksr
Product: kinase suppressor of Ras 2
Exons: 18
Coding region: 186-3596 (1136 amino acids)
Biological process (GO): protein phosphorylation
Molecular function (GO): protein kinase activity; ATP binding
Source: RefSeq, a predicted model, not a curated record
UAGAGAUGGUGGGGGUGGCGAUUUUCGUGAGUGUGAAAACGCAAGAUGGCUGAAGUUUUUACGUGACGGAGAGGCAAAGGAAUGAAGUGUUAUGAUGAUGAAGUGAUGUCAAGCCCGUCCCUUCGUCAUGAACCUUCGUCUCCAACUUGAAUGAUUUGGUGUGGUGUCUAACACAUCUGGUCGGGAUGGCCAACGAAGAUAAAACAGAGAGGGAUCCUCGGGGUGCCCUACUUGUAGUUCAGUCUAUGAUUGACAUUUCUGCUGACCGCUUGGAUGGUUUGAGGACACAAUGUGCGACAAGUGCAGAAUUAACGCAACAAGAAAUUCGAACUUUAGAGGGCAAGUUAGUAAAGCUCUAUUCAAAGCUACUUUUAAACAAAUCAUCCUUCAUAGAAAACGGUGCAUUGAGAGCAAAUGAAGUCAUUAAUAUACCUCCCUUGGACCAAUGGCUGAAAGUUGUUGGUUUGACGCCUGAUUCUAUCACGGGAUUAUGUAAACGUAUAAGUACUUUAGAAGACUUACAACUUAAAUCUGACAAUGAAUUGCGUGGUAUGCUUGUUGAGAGACAAGCUAGAGAAGAAGAUAUUCGCAGACUAAUUAGGUCACUUGAUAAUUUGAAAAGAUACAUUCAAGAUUUGAAAAUUCGAGGAGAUGAAGCCAAUGAUACUGAACCUCCAUUGUAUUGGGACUCUUGGGAGCAUCAAAGUCCUCAGCGUACACCUACUAGUGUAUCACCCAGGCACCUUCGUCAAAGAGCUACACGUGGAUCUGUGCCUUCUGAAGAUUGUUUCCCACACAACAACAACAAUUUUAGUUAUAGUCCAAGUCUUGGAGGGUCAACAAGCUCCUCAGUAAAUUCUCUGCCGCAACUGGGAAGUAGUACGCCAACCCACUUUCCUCCUCUCUCGCCCCCUGUUCUGCCCAUCUACCCGCCUUGUACACCUCCCUCAACUCCUCCAGUUAACAAAGGAAAAGGUGAAAAGCUACGAUUUCCCACAACACCACCUCCUAGGAGAAAGAUUCAUGGCAAUUCUAGUGCAUAUAAUCAUUCUCAUUCAAAUCAAAUUAGUCAAGACCAGCUUGUUCAAGAGCUGAAAAAUUUAGUAUGCCAGGAGAAUAGUGAUCAAGGAACUGCAAGGUAUCAGCCUCAAUAUAACCCUUUUCAACAACAUCACCCUCAAAAUCAACACCUGCAGCAGCAACAGCAACAUCAGCAUCAGCAACAUCAGCAUCAGCAACAUCAGCAUCAGCAACAACAGCAACAACAGCAUCAGCAACAGCAACAUCAGCAACAGCAACAUCAGCAACAGCAACAUCAGCAACAACAGCAGCAGCAACAUCAACAAUCACAACAACAAAUGCAGAGUGCUCUUGGUGAUGCUCAAACUCUAACCAAGUCCAAGUCUCAUGAAUUCCAAUUAGGAAACAGGGUAGAAGGAGCAGAGAGUAAUCAGAGCAGUGAUGCAGCUGGCACUGCUAAUGGUAAACCUUUUAGACGUGGUCGGCUCCCCACUGAACCAGGACCUAACUGUAGUGAUUAUGGCCAAACUUCUCCUCUCUUAUCUAGCCCUAUUAAAUCACCACCUUACAGUACAGCAGGCACUGACAGUGAUGACAACAGUGCAAAAUCAAGCCUCCAAGUUCCAAAAUCUCCUCGACCAGCUCCAGUCUUGACAAGAGGCAUGGCUCAUGAUAUUGCUCAUCGUUUCACUAAAACAUACAAGAUGAUUGCUAAUUGUGAUUAUUGUGAUAAGCAGAUGUUUAUGGGUUUGAAAUGCACUGAAUGCAAGUACAAAUGCCAUAAAGACUGCAAGUCUAAAGUGCCUCCAUCUUGUGGCCUACCAAGGGCACUUGUUGAAGCAUUCCGAGCAACACUUAAAUCAGAUGGCAUGGGCCCACCAAAUUCUAAUCAGUCCCCAAGCAUGAGAAGACCAUCUCCAAGUCAUUCUCUGAACAACAACUUCUUUAAUCGUAAGGAUCGCAAGCGAUCACACCCUCAGCCUUCAAUUCAAAUUCCACCAUUCCAGGGUCCAGAUUCAAGUUCCAACACUUCAAGCUGCAAUUCCUCUACACCAUCAUCACCAGCGAUGAUGCUACAGCAUGCAUCAUCAGCUGCCCCUACCACUAAGCAGAACUCAUUCCACUUCCCUGAAGUGACACUUCCUCGGGGAGUUACCUUGGAGACUCACCCUCUGACCGCACCUCCAGCUCUAGAGGAGAUUAUGGAAAAAGCACAAAAAGAAGGUGUUUCAAUGGACAGUGAUAAAACAUUAUCAGUAUCUGGUUCUGGAAGUAUUAGCACAGAUUCAGAACGAACACCUGUGCGUGUAGAUAGCCAAGAUAGCCAGGUGUCAGAUGGAGAGGCUACAGAUGGCAAAGGGUGGCCAAGACAGAAUAGUUUAUCAAUGCGGGAAUGGGAUAUUCCAUUUGAUGACUUAAACCUUGGAGACCCAUUGGGCACUGGUCACUUUGGCACAGUGUACAGAGGUAGUUGGUAUGGCGAUGUAGCCAUCAAAGUACUGAACAUGGACAAAAUGGAUGAUACAGACAUGGAGAAGACAUUGGAAGCCUUCAAGCUAGAGGUUGCAAUAUUCCGUAAGACCAGACAUGAAAAUUUAGUUCUGUUUAUGGGAGCUUGCAUGAAGCCUCCCAGAUUAGCCAUAGUUACAAGCAUGUGCAAAGGUCUGACUCUCUACACUCACAUUCACAUCCGCAAGGAUAAAUUUAACAUGAAUCGCACCACAAUGGUUGCUCAGCAGAUAUCUCAGGGUAUGGGAUAUCUCCAUGCCCGUGGUAUAAUUCACAAGGACCUCAAAAGCAAAAACAUAUUUCUUCAGAAUGGGAAGGUUGUAAUCACUGAUUUUGGGCUCUUCAGUGUAACCAAAUUGUGCUUUGGAAACAGGAAAGGAAAGGGCCUUAGUAUUCCUCGUGGCUGGUUAUGUUACCUUGCUCCUGAAAUUAUGUGCAGCCUAAAGGCUCAGCAAAACCAAUUGGAUGAUGAACUUCCAUUUUCAAAGGCUUCUGAUGUAUAUGCUUUUGGAACUGUAUGGUACGAGCUUUUGUGUGGGGAGUGGCCUUUCAAAGCUCAGCCCCCUGAGUCUAUAAUUUGGCAAGUUGGGAAAGGAAUGAAACAGACACUAGCUAACCUUCAAGCUAGCCGAGAUGUUAAGGCUCCUCUCUUUCCCAUCUCUCCCUCUCCUCUCCCCUCUCUUCGUCAAUUUGCGGAGAAGGGGAAGCCCAAGCAUCACGAUCGGCAUUAUCACCUUCCCAAAGAUACUAGUCAUAGUGCAUCAAGUGAGGCUAUACGCCCUCGCAACUCCCAGGUAACUUCAUUGCGCAAUUUGGCUGAACAAGGGAAGCCUAAAGGCCUGAAUGAGUGGCACCUAGACCAUCUCAACUUGGAAGAUAAUGAUGAUGAUAAUGGAUUGAGUUUAUCUGCUGAGGACAUUUUGAUGUCAUGCUGGUCAUACAAGCCUGGAGAUAGACCGGACUUCGUGCGGCUGCUGAACACUUUUGAGAAACUACCGAAAAAGAGACUAGUACGCAGUCCCUCUCACCCCAUCCAGUUAUCAAGAUCAGCUGAAUCGGUUUUCUGAGUGACACAGAGCCGGGCUAGAACCGGCUCAGUCGGAGGAGAUCAGCCUCUCUUCUACAACUCAAAGCUGUGGGACAAUGCUCCUCAGCAGGAAAUGGACCUCACUGGGAGCUACUCUUUAAAGAAGUGACUUUAAGAAUGUGUGAUUUCUUGCUCCUGUAGAUUGAGGCUUUAUGCCUUUUUCUUUUCUAGUCACAUUGUCAUUGAAUUUUAUGUCUUUACUGUUUGUGUGAUUGUGGUAAAACUUGUAUUAGCUCUAAAAUUUUGUGAGAUGGGAGACAGCAGUUACAUGUUGUUGUUUUUUUUAAACACAAAAGAUAAACAAAUUUUAAAUCCCAAUUCAUUUUGCUAGAAGAGUAUUACUUAAUUAACUAAUAUUAAUGGCAGAUUAACUCUGAAUACAGUUGUAAAGUAAACACCGCUAUUCUUUCAACCGACUUAACAUGGAUUUAAAAAAUAAUAACUGCUACUAUUUCAAUAUAAACGAUCUAUCAUGGUCGCUAAUGUUAGUCCAAAGGCUUACCUCUUUUAUUCUAUCUACUACUUGUAGUUAUCUACUGACGUCAAUACCCCAAUUACUAAACCAUGUCAAAAAGGAUGUUAAAAUCAGAGGAUGUAACAUUGACUAAGCUACCAAUUUCAAAGUAUUGAUUUGGUAAUUGAUUUAACUUCUGCAAAUAAUCACUUUGUAAAGUUCCUCACAACAGUCAAAUAGGUUCUUACGUCUUUUUCAAUGGGGUUUAUGUCUCUUCCUGCAAAGCGAACUAUUGGUACAUGUACACCAUAAUAUGUCAUACCAGUUGGGUUUUUUUCUCCUCUUUUUUUUUUUUGGUGUGUGUGUGUGUGUGUGUGUGUGUGUUAUGUAAAGUGUAUGAUAUACUUUUAUUAGAUUCAAAAAGUAUUCUGAAGAGUCCUUACAAUUACUUCAUCUUCACCAAUAUUUCAACUAAUAAUUAUCUGGUUAAUAUGUCAUGGAUGAAUGUGAGUACCGUAGUUUGAUCUCAAUCUCAAUUGUAGAUGAAUUUGUGAUUUGUGACUCUUAAGUAACGUAUACUUUAUUUGUACAUACGUCACUAUCUUGGUAGCCUAUGAAUUGAUGUUUUAAGUGCCUUUCAAAGAAAAUAUAGUAGAGAACUGCAUCAGCAAAGGAUUAUUAUGAAUAUGUAGCAUUUUUGAAAACGAAGAACACUGCAUUGUAACUUUAAACAGAGUGCUGUAAACUCUUUUCAAAGUGAAAAUUGAUAUCUUUUUAAGUAAUUAGAACAUGAAGACCACAGCACAAUUUGUGACGCUUUAAAGACUGUACAAACGUCUCUAAGCCAUUAUAUUUCAUUUUUCCCUUAAAAUGUUACGGAUUUCAAACAUUUCUUUUACAUACUAUGUCCCCUGCAGAUUCCUAUGUUUGGUUGCCAGAUUUUUUCCACCUGCAGUCUCUAGCAUAUUUCUUUUUGUUAUCUAUUUAUUUCUGUUAUACAGUGACUGAAAAAGAUGCUGUUGUAUGGCCAGCAAGAGCAAUCUUAUCAUUUCAAGCUCCUACUCUAAUUACAGUCUUUAAUUUAUUGCCUAAGGUUAUCCUUAAAAAGUAAUUGUGAUAAAACUUUUCAGUAAAAUUUUAAAUGUUCUGCUACCACUCCAUAAAUUGGAGAGAGCUGAGCACCGCUGACAUAAUGGUACCACAUAGACAAGUACUCUCAUUGUAGGUGUGUAUCAUUUAAUCUUGUACUUGGAAUGUGUGUUGUGUGUUUUCUUGUAUGUGCUAUGCCCAGCAAGAAUAACACAAUAAGUGAGGACGAGUUAGAACUAGCAAUAAAUUCUUAUGUAAUGUUUUAUAUCUUCCAUGUGGUUUAUGGGUAAUGAUUUAUCAGUGUCCACUUGUGUCCUUAAUUGUGCUUUCAUUUUUAAUCUUUGGACAUGUAUUCUGUUCUCUCAGAAAGAGCUAUUACAAAAUGUUCCUUACACAUUCUUUAUGCUGGAACAUAGCUUUGACAGAGAAGAAAAUCGCCCUUACAGUCGACAAAUUGUUGACCGUUUGGGAGCCUAGUUGUUUAUGUUUGUGUCACAUACAUUAUGGUAAGAACGGCAUGUUUUCUUGUCACUUUACCCAUCAUACCAUGGUUUCUUAUGGUUAAGGGAUUAGGUAACAAAAUGCUUUCAAGAGCACAGUACCCUUAAUUUCUAUGUCUAUGAAUCAGAGUAAUGUCUUGUUCAUUGAUUUGGAACUUUAUCUGUGAUAAUUUUUAAGUCCUUAUGUAUUAUAUUAUAUGAAAGUUAUUAAUCUUUUAGCAUUACAGCAAUUGAAGAUAACUUAGGGACUUUUUCUGUAAGCAGUCUUAAAGAUCAGGCAAAUGCAAUCACAAACUUAACUUUAUUGAUGCAGAAACUUAUGAUUAAGUAACCUGUACAAAAUUUGAAGAAAGUUUGUUCUGCACAUCUGGCAUCCAGCACUUGCCAAAGCUAGCACCUUUUGUUGUUUAAUCUCCUAUUUGCCCUUUUUUUAAUUUUUAUUUGUUUGUGAGGGGUUUUUGCUCAACCAAUACCUCCCACCAAGUAGGUAAAGCUCUAUCAAACUGUGUUCAGUUUGCUUAUUUUAAUGCUGUGUAUGGUACCUGUAAUAGAAGUAUUUCCAUUGUUUUUGUUUUUAUAUUGAUAUUUUGUGGAGAUAAUUAUGCUAGUCAGGAGAAAGUUGAUAGUCAGUCUAGGUUGGGAAAUUGUAAUCAUCUGUCACAUUGACUUGACACAAUGCCCCAAGCAUUGCCAAGAACAGUUAUCAGUCAGUGGAAAUUGCUGCUAAUCACUCAGUAUUUUGUUUCAGAAUUUAAGAUUUGGCACAAAAUUUACAAGGUUUUACAAACAACAAAAGUAAACAUUGUGUUGACACGAAUUUACGACACUGAGAAACUUUAAUUCUUUAUGGGUCCGUAAAGAGUGUCAUUGCCAACUUUUGAUUUGAAUUUUAGCUGUAAGGAGCAGUGCAUCCACAUACCAAUUACAGUGAUGAGGUGAAUGGGGUCUGCCUAAUUCAACAUUCCUCAGGAUGGAACUAUUCUUUGUAACACCCCUGUUGUUCGCAGCACUCUACAAGUUUCUGUUCUUUUUUUUUUUACUGUUUUCUUCAAUUUUUAUCUUACUUUAUGUGCAAUAUGUCUUUGUUCAAAAUUUUCUCAAUGAGACUUAAACAACUGCACUUACUAAUCCAAUCGCCAGUAUGCUAAAGUGCUCUAAAUCUUCGGACAUUUUUGAACCAGUUUUGUAUGUGCAACUGUUAUAAGUAUAGUUGGUUGGAACUUCUCUUCAAAGAAAUUCAUAAUCAUUUAUUUCCCCCCUAUACUUGAACUGCAAGAUGCUUAAAUGUAGAUGUCUGAAAUGUGUGUUAUAUUAAAAUUCUGCAACAUAUCCAGAGCACCUGUGAUGUGUAACAUACCUGUAGAAUUGUCUUUAAAACUUACCUGAAAAGACUUAAAUAUAUCUCUGUAGCUACAAAUUGUAGUCUUAUAUUCUUUCACAUUGUUUGACAGCAUGACUCCUUUGUCUCAGUUGUCCGGUUUCAAAUGUGAAUGAGCCAUUAUCGCUAUGAUCCAUGAGUUAAAAGUUUUGAGACUUAUGACCAUUAUUGAGCAAUAAGUUCCCUUUUAGGAAUGUUAGCUUUGUCCAUGUAGGUAUUUCAAAGUUGUGAAGUCUCUUUUCGGUCUUUAAGAAAGUAACUAAUAAGAUCUCCAGAAAUUGUUUGAAGCUAAACAUGAAAUAUUGAAGCAUCACUGAGCGAAUCUGAAAUUAAUCUUCAAAGGAUUGGGAUUGCAGUUUAAUUCCAAGAUGAACUGUUAAAAAGCUGUAAAUAAUGAGUAGAUUUGUUUUAAGAGUUUGACUUAUUUAUUGAUGACUGUACAUAAAUUGUAAAUAAUAACUGGCCAUAAAACUUGA